UCUCAGGCUGGCUGGGCCCCUGUUCCUCCACUUCUUCCCCUCCUCCCUGCCUCUGGCUCUUUCUUUCUCUCUCCCCUCCCCGCCCCCAGUCUUGCCUCCCAGCGCGCUUCCCUUCCCCCGCCUCUCGGUCCCCCACCCUCCCCUCCCCCCACUCCUCCUGCCUUGUGACACAUCCCGGGCCCUCUCGGAGGCGGCAGCAGCAGCAGCAGCAGAGGCAGUAGCAGCAGCACUAGCCACCACCUCCACCAAGGCCGCAACCCCCGGCCUAGCCUCCCCCAGGCCCGCCGCUGCGGCAGUCAUGGCUGCUGAUGGGGUGGACGAACGCUCGCCUCUGCUGUCAGCAUCCCACUCGGGAAAUGUCACUCCCACCGCCCCACCGUACUUGCAGGAAAGCAGCCCCAGAGCGGAACUUCCACCUCCCUAUACGGCCAUUGUCAGUCCAGAUGCCAGUGGUAUUCCAGUAAUAAACUGCCGUGUGUGCCAGUCUCUAAUCAAUUUGGAUGGCAAGCUUCACCAGCAUGUGGUUAAGUGCACGGUUUGCAAUGAAGCUACGCCUAUCAAAAACCCCCCAACAGGGAAGAAAUAUGUUAGAUGCCCUUGUAAUUGUCUCCUCAUUUGUAAGGACACAUCUCGGCGAAUAGGAUGCCCGAGACCCAACUGUAGACGCAUAAUUAAUCUUGGCCCUGUAAUGCUUAUUUCUGAAGAGCAGCCAGCUCAACCUGCAUUGCCAGUCCAACCAGAAGGUACAAGGGUCGUUUGUGGGCACUGUGGAAACACAUUCCUGUGGAUGGAACUGAGGUUCAACACUCUGGCAAAAUGCCCACACUGCAAAAAAAUCUCUUCAGUGGGUAGUGCACUUCCACGAAGACGCUGUUGUGCAUAUAUUACCAUUGGGAUGAUAUGUAUUUUCAUUGGAGUUGGAUUAACUGUUGGCACCCAAGAUUUUGCAAGGCGAUUUCAUGCAACUUAUGUUUCUUGGGCAAUUGCUUAUCUCUUAGGUUUGAUCUGCCUUAUCCGAGCUUGUUACUGGGGAGCCAUAAGAGUCAGUUAUCCAGAACACAGUUUUGCAUAAGCUUGUUUAUGAUUCAGUGAUGCAGGUAAGAAUGUCUAGCAGUUCUUGAUAAGCUACUCUGGACAUCUUUAGAUUAUUUAUCCUAGUGGAUUCUUUUCUGGUUUAUGUAUAAUAGUUUAAAGACUUUGAGGUCUUUUCUGAACAAAUGCUCAUUGUACUACAUUAUAUGCAAAUAGUUUAUUUUGCUGCUAGGUUUAAAAAAUUGGAAUAAUUAAGCUGUGUUUUCAUGUUCUUUUGCAUUUCUUAAAGAUAUUUUUGGAUUUGUUACCAAACAUUACAUAUAAUAUCACCCUUUCAUUAUUUUGAAAUCAGUUAUUUCAUUACUUGUUGAUUUGUGAGUAUUCCCAAGAAGUGUGUAUAAAUGUUUCUAUAAUAGUUUCAUAUUUAUACUUACAUUUUAAUUAAAUAGCAUAUCAAAAUUGCUUGCUUAAAACCUAAGCAAUAUGCAUUUGCUUGAACUGCUUACUGUAACUUUAACCUAAGAUUAUAGUGACCUUAUUCAGGAAAAAAAAUUUAGCGUACUUUCAAAGACUUGACAUUCUUGUCAGAGAAAAAAACAUUUCUAGAUACCGUAUGCCUGUUUUUUGUUGUUUGUAGAAAGAUACAAUAUUUUUGGUAGUAAUUUAAAAUACAAGAAUGAAAAUAUUUAUUUGUCCACAGUUGGAGAUGUUAGAUAAAUGUCUUUUCACAAAGAUCAUAGGCCUUUCUGUCUUUCAUUUUUGUCUUUUUAUUUACUAAUUAUAAAAGAUCCGUUUUGGAUUUAUGGAUUUAAUGUUUAUCCACUGUAUGUAUUAUUUUAUGGAGGCUGAAGGAAGUAUUUCACAUCACAUGUUUUGUAACACUUAACCAUUUAAUCAAAGACAUAUAUACAUUGGAGUGUGCUCCUUUUCAUUAGAUCAUGGUAAUUUUUUCUUAUUGGCAUAAUUAUGUACUGCUUAUGUGUGAAGGGAGCCUAUGACAUUUCACACUAGCUAAAAUGUUGAGAUUAGGGGUACUCUUACCAUUAUUCUCAAAUGUAAUUUAUCAGAGAAUUGCCCAGAUUAUUCAAGAAAAUAGAUCAGAGAUAAAGAGCAACAGUUUUCUCAGAAUUCUCAGAUUUAUGGAAUCAGCUCUUGCACUGCCUAUCUUUGCAGUUUUAAAAAGAAAUUGCUUAAUUGAGAAGUAAUUUUUGAAAGUUUUUAAUGUAGUAGAAUUAGAUAAUGAGAUGAUUUGAGUAAAUUAAUUGGUGAUUUCAGGGAUAAGACUAAUAUUUUAAAUUAUUAUAUGUUACUGAUUAGUAUAAAAAUGUACUUAUCAAAAUUUGGAACAAAAUACAUGUAAACUUUGAAGAAUAAAUGACAAAUGUAUGAAUGCAGUAGCUCAAGAUUAUAUGUACCUUGGAAAAUACACUAAUAAAGAUUAUUGUUCAAAAA
Carlito syrichta (Philippine tarsier) is the source of this 2484-nucleotide messenger RNA. RefSeq names its product transmembrane protein 55A (gene PIP4P2). The record is from RefSeq and is a predicted model, not a curated record. Lineage: Eukaryota; Metazoa; Chordata; Mammalia; Primates; Tarsiidae. The coding region runs from base 299 to 1072 and encodes 257 amino acids. Gene Ontology annotation, biological process: phosphatidylinositol dephosphorylation. Gene Ontology annotation, cellular component: late endosome membrane; lysosomal membrane; plasma membrane. Gene Ontology annotation, molecular function: phosphatidylinositol-4,5-bisphosphate 4-phosphatase activity. The transcript has 7 exons.